CCACUGAACAUGUGGAACACCGCGCUCGACGGCGCAGGGCACACCUACUAUUGGCACUCUGAGACGGGCGCGUCGCAGUACGAGAAGCCCGCCGACUUUGACCCCGCCAAGGCGCAGAACUCGGGCUCGUACACCCAAUACCAAAACGGCAGCGGCGGCGGAGGAGGAGGUGGCGGAGGAGGGUAUGGCGGCGGUGGCGGCGGCGGCGGGUACGGCGGCGGCGGCGGCGGGUACGGCGGCGGCGGGUACGGCGGCGGCGGCGGCGGCUACGACCGCGACGCCAUCGGGCUCCAGUUCUCGCGCCCCGCCAACACAAACUACAAGGACGUGCAGGACCAAGGCUUCUGGAAGGAGAACGACCUCAAGGUGUACGGCGGCUCGCCGCCGCCGUUCCUCUCCUUCGAGGAGGCGCAGCUGCCGCGGCCGAUCAUGGACGCCAUCGCCAAGGCCGGCUUCACCAAGCCCUCCGUCAUCCAGUCCCAGUCGUGGCCCGCGGCGAUGGCCAAGCGCGACUUGAUUGGCGUCGCCAAGACCGGCUCGGGCAAGACGCUCGGCUUCCUCGUGCCGGGUUUCAUGUACAUCCAGCAGCAGCGCGUCAACCCGAUGCAGGGACCGUCCCUGCUCACGCUGGCGCCGACGCGCGAGCUCGCCAUGCAGAUCGAGGUCGAGUGCCAAAAGUUUGGGCUGCCGCUCGGGAUCCGGUCCGUCUGCUGCUACGGCGGCGCGCCCAAGGGGCAGCAGCUGAUGGCGAUGCGGCAGGGGUGCCACGUGGUAAUCGGCACGCCGGGGCGGAUCAACGACUUCCUCGAGUCGGGCCAGAUCCAGCUGCACCAGGUCGCCUACCUUGUGUUUGACGAGGCGGACCGGAUGCUCGACAUGGGCUUUGAGCCGCAGAUCCGCAAGAUUGUGCGCCAAGUGCCGCCGCAGCGGCAGACGCUCUUCUACACGGCCACGUGGCCAAAGCAGGUGCGCGCGCUGGCCUACGAGUUCAUGCGGUCGCCUGUGCAGGUCGAGGUGGGCGACAUCAACUCGCUCAACGCAAACAAGGACAUCACGCAGUACGUGCACGUGACGCGCGGGCCGGGCGAGAAGCAGCAGAUGCUCAUGCGCAUCUUCCAGUCGCUCGAGGCGGGCACGCGCACGCUGGUCUUCACGUCGACCAAGCGGAUGGCGGACCAGCUGGGCAUGCAGCUCGGCCGCCAGAUCGGCAGCGGCGUCAUCCACGGCGACAAGGACCAGCGCGAGCGCGAGGCUGUCCUCGCCGACUUCAAGAGCGGCCGCCGGCCAGUGAUGAUCGCGACCGACGUGGCCGCGCGCGGCAUCGACGUCAAGGAGUGCAAGGCCGUCAUCAACUACGACUUCCCGGGCAAUAUUGAGGACUAUGUCCACCGCAUCGGCCGCACCGGCCGCGCCGGCGCCAAGGGGGAGGCGCACACCUUCAUGGACGGGCAAAAGGACGGCAAGUACGCGCGCGCGCUGUGCGAGAUCAUGGUCAAGGCGGACCAGGCGAUCCCGGGGCCAAUCGCGCAGAUGGCAGGCCUGCGCAGCGGGACGUACCGCCCCGCCGUGCUGCACCGCGGCGGCGGCGGCGGCGGCGGCAGCGGCGGCGGCGGCGGCGGCGGCGGCGGCGGCGGCGGCGGCGGCGGCGGUGGAAGCACUCGUGCAAGCAACCGGCCGAUGGAACGCGCGACGGGCGAUGCGGGCAAACGAUCGGCGGCUGAUCGCACUCGUCGAUCGAAGUCGCCCGAGCAGCAUCUCGCCACCGUUUCGGGGGCAGCGAGUAUUUUUCUUUCUCUGGUUACCGACGCGUCCACCGAUACCGCGUUGGUGUCCAGUCCGAGCCUGGCUGUUCUUCACCUUUCUACCUACCUACCUACCGACAAGGGAGAAAGCACGGGGAGGACAGACCACGCCUCACUUUCUCACAGGGGGGGGAGCCAGGCAAAGCUUGUGCUGUGA
Molecule: messenger RNA, 1959 nt
Organism: Emiliania huxleyi CCMP1516
Lineage: Eukaryota; Haptophyta; Isochrysidales; Noelaerhabdaceae
Exons: 3
Coding region: 10-1959 (649 amino acids)
Cellular component (GO): ribonucleoprotein complex; cytoplasm; nucleus
Molecular function (GO): ATP binding; RNA helicase activity; protein binding
Source: RefSeq, a predicted model, not a curated record